This is a messenger RNA of Linum tenue, 1363 nucleotides long. NCBI's taxonomy places the organism in Eukaryota, Viridiplantae, Streptophyta, Magnoliopsida, Malpighiales, Linaceae. The record is from the annotation of a GenBank genome assembly.
AAAAGCAAUACACACGGCCCAACCAGCUCGAAGAACAGGUGGCUUUUUCUUUCGAACGCUUGUUUCUUUUCUUCUCCGAACAGAACCGAGAUCUCCGCUCGGAUUAUUCUUCCCCUUGGACUCCCGUCGCCCGAACUAGGAACCGCCGGUGCUUACAGUCAGCGUCCAUCGUCAAUCAUGAUUCACUUUGUGUGUCUUAUUAGUCGCCAAGGCAAAGUCCGGUUGACAAAAUGGUAUUCAACUUACACACAGAAAGAAAGAUCCAAGGCCAUCCGUGAGCUUAGUGGGGUGAUUCUAAGUCGAGGGCCCAAGCUCUGCAAUUUUGUUGACUGGAAAGGAUAUAAAGUUGUUUACAAAAGAUAUGCUAGCCUUUAUUUCUGCAUGUGCAUCGAUGACGAGGACAACGAGUUAGAGGCCCUUGAAGUUAUUCACCACUUCGUCGAGAUUUUGGACAGAUACUUUGGCAGUGUGAGUGAACUUGUAACUGUUAUUCUAACUUUUGUGUGUGGUGCAGAUAUGCUAGCCUCUAUAAUUGUGUUGAACUCUGCAGCAAUUGCUUUUUCAUUUAUCACUCGUGUUCUGCAGGUCUGUGAGCUGGAUUUGAUCUUUAACUUCCACAAGGCCUAUUACAUAUUGGACGAGCUUCUAAUCGCUGGCGAACUCCAGGAAUCAAGCAAGAAAACAGUCGCCAAGCUAAUCUCUGCACAGGACUCUCUGGUAGAGGUUGCGAAGGAGGAGGCAAGCUCCAUAAGCAACAUCAUUGCUCAGGCCACAAAGUAAGAGGCAUACUGAUGUGUCGUUUGUUUAAACUACUUUAAAGAAGUGGUUUGGUGUAAUUAGCUGAAUCCUAUACAUGCCCCUGUUUUUCGUGUUCUUUGACCAAACAUCUGUAGUACCUGCUGUGUAAAUCUGGUGCCUGCAUUUGAAGUACUGUUCCCCUUUAAUUUAGAGCUUCUUGUUUUACCUUGGACUUCAGUUUUCGACAAUCCAAAAGAGAAAAAAAAUGGUUGCUAUGGUGGUUCCCUCUCUUCAUGAUCAGUUCAAGCCUUCAAGGUUUAACCCAUUUCCUUGUUGGGAAAGAUAGUACCAUUUUGGUUGUGUAUCAAACACUACUGCAUAGUUAGCGAGUAAUGGUCGCUGAAAUUUUCUGCAUUUCUUUGGCAACCAUCUUGUGGUUCCGAAAGUAAAAAAAAAAAGAAAACAACUUUGUAAAUGGUCGCCAAAGGACUAUUUUCUGCCGCCGCUCCCACUGGUUGCAUUUGGUGAUUAUUUGGGAACAAAAUGGUCGCCGUGAAUUUCUGAGAGGUAUGAUACCCUGGUAUAGUAAAACCUUUAGCCACCACUUGUCUACUUUACUUUGCCA